UAAUGAUGACGUACAGCUGAGCGCCUCCCACCCUCGCUCCCUGCUUCCUCUCUAUUGUUAGAUGUUUUGGUGGGUAGACUGGCACCGUGUGUACCUCUGGGGUUGCCCAUGCGUUGGAUUAACACAGAUAAAGGGUAAAGGUGUGCACAGGCACCGCCCGUCAGUGCGAGAGCAGGAUGUGAUGUCACAGUGACAGCGGCUGCCGUUUUCCCUGUCCAGCUUUGUGUUUGGGAGCCCGGCGCUCGCCCGCUCCCGCUCCGAGCACAGGACAUGUUUGAAGCCAAACCCCGCGCUGUGGAGAAGAAGGAGUCCAGCACUGAGACAGAUGAGGGCCUGGGCAGUAGUGGGAGGCACUAUGGCUCCGGCUCACUGGGCUCCAGCUCGGCCUGCUCCGUCUACCUGUCAGACAGCCAAGACUGGGUGGUCUCCCCGAGCUGCUCUCCAGACGAGGCGCCCAGCCAGCACACCGCCAUCUCCCCCAUGCUGGCCGAGGAGACGUUCCGCUACAUGACGUAUUUUGCUUUGGAGCCCUCCUCUUAUCCCCAUCCUGGCUCUCAGAGCCUCUCCAAAGUCCUCAGUGCCGACCGCGUGGAGCAGAUGACCAAGACCUACAAUGACGUGGAAGUGGUCACGCAUCUUCUCGCCGAGCGAGACCGAGACUUGGAACUGGCGGCUAGGAUCGGUCAGUCGCUGCUGCAAAGGAACCACCUGCUGCAGGAACGCAAUGAGGCCUUAGAGGAACAGCUAGCACAGGCCUUGGACCAGGUUAAUCAGCUGCAACAUGAGCUCAGUAAGAAGGACGAGUUGCUCCGGAUGGUGGCCAACGCCUCGGAGGAGAGCGAGACCGAAUCCAAUGUGUCCACACCGCUGCGGCAGCGUCCACCAGUCGGGGCGACCACCGCCGCCACGGCACUCAGCCAGCUGGAGUGUAUGCAGAGCAAGCUGCAGGAGCUGGAGGAGGAGAACCUGGUGCUGAGGUCUGAGGCAUGUCAACUUAAAAGAGACACCAUGACCUAUGAGGAGAAGGAGCAGCAGCUCGUCAGCGACUGUGUCAAAGAGCUUCGCGAGUCCAACACCCAGAUGGUGUCUCUGACAGAUGAUCUGUCUCAGAAGAACGAGGAGCUGCUCAGACACCAGGAGGAGAUCGCUCAGCUGCUUUCACAGAUAGUAGAGCUGCAACACCGCGUAAAGGAGCUGGCUCUCCAGAAGGAGGAGCUGAGAAUCCACCUGCAGGCCUCAAAAGAAGCUCAGAGACAGCUCACAGCAGAGCUGGACGAGUUGGCAGACAGGAAUGCCGAGUGUGUAGAGAUGCUCCACGAAUCCCAGGAGGAGAUCAAGGACCUGCGCAAUAGAAACACUCCCUCUGCUGGGAUGCGAAGGCACCUUUCCUACGGCCUCUACCCCAUGGACUCCUUAGCGGCAGAAAUUGAGGGCACCAUGAGGAGAGAGCUGAGUGUUGAGGAAGAGAGCGUCUUCAAGGACCAAAGGUUUAAAGAAAUGCCUCAAACAUUGGAUCUGGCCUCUUCUCCCUGCAGAGUAUCCCAGAAGCGAGUUUUUCAAACAGUAAGAUCCAUAAACGCCUCAUCAUCAUCAUUAUCACGCCCGGCCUCGGCCACGCCUCCAAUCCCUGGCUCGGGUCAGAGCUCCCUGGUGAUGACCGCACAGCCCUUCCAGUCCAAUCAAGGUGACGAGGUGCCGAUGGGCCAGCCGGGAUGUCCAGGUGGGAAUGAUCUAACCAGAGCGCUCCACCGCCUCUCCCUGCGACGACAGAACUUCCUGUGCGAGCGUCAGUUUUUCCAGGCGGAGCGUGAGAAGAAGCUGCAGGCGCUGUCAGGGGUAGAAGAAGGAGAGGUGAGCGGGUACAACUCGCCGAUGGGUAGCGUGCAUUCAUCUUUCUCCAACCUGUCGGAGCUCUCAUUCGGGUCCAGCAUCUUCAAGACCUUCCUGCCGGAGAAGCUCCAGAUCGUCAAACCCAUGGAAGGCUCACUGACGCUCCAUCACUGGCAGCAGUUAGCCAAACCGCAUCUAGCCACCAUCCUAGACCCCCAUCCUGGGGUGGUGACCAAAGGUUUCUGCCAACUGGCACAGGACGCUGUCUACCGCCUCUCUGACAUGGAGGAGGACGAGGAGGAUGAGGAGCUCAAAAGGAUUGGAGACGUGGAGAAAGGGGCUGCCGAGCGGGGAAAGGAAGACGAAGAGGAGGAAGAGGAGGAAGGCGGCAUCACCUUCAAGGUCCACUGUACGUCAACGCCGGAGGAGAGGAGGGAAAGGAAACAGUCAGUGUCUCCACUUCCUGUGCCGCUGCUCUCACCUGGGACACCCGCGUCCUCUUCAUCAGUCAGAUCAGACCUCCGGUUGCCCCCUGCUGCUAGUCAUGUGACUGAGAAACCCAGCCAAUCAGCUCAUUCCAUUCCAGGAGCUUGUGCAACAGUGGUCCAAUCACAAAUUAUCACUUCUACAUCAACAACUGUAUCUUCCUCUGUCCAAAAUCCAGGGAAGUGUCAGAGCUCCACCUUCUCCACCUACACCUUCACAACCUGUCGCAUCCUGCACCCCAGUGACCUCACACAAGUAACCACAAGUUCUCGGUCAUCCAUCAUGGCCAACACACCCAGCUCCAUGAGGACAGGUCCGAGUACCCCACUGACUCCUUGCAGACUAAGUCUGGGUGACUCCUUCCCUCCUCGUCGCACCCCUGCGCCUCCAUGUGGACUAGCCAAGCUGGUCCUGGAGAGAGGAAUUUCAGCACAAGUCUCCACUGACACUCCGCCACCAUCCCCAAAACCAGCCGCCAGGCAACCCCUGUUCCGCCUCCUUCCCAGCACACCCCCAAACUCACCGUCCCACUCGCCCACUCCUUCCCCUCUUCCCACAGAGUCCCGCCAGCACUCGGCGGAUAAUUUCCUAGCGUCACGACCAGCUGAGUUGUUCCUUCAGGACGUUUACGGGUUGAAUCUCGGCCGGGCUCCACAUCCUGACCUUCCUAGCCCUAACCAGGAAGCCCCAGGCCUAGUCCAGUCACCUAAGCCAGGCCGAGCCAGGCCUGACCAAAGCAGCGUCAGCCUGGUGGAGAGGUUGCGCCAGAUCGGGUUCAACAAGGUGCUCCAGGGUGCAAUUUCAGAUGUUUCAGCACCGCGCCAGGAUUCUGCAACUUUUGUGUCAGCAGGAGGGGGAAGCCUAUUGGACGGCCUCAGGCGCAAUCAGAGCCUCCCUGCAAUGAUUGGCGCCCGAGCAGGGAAAUCCACCAGUAACCAAACCCCGCCUCCUCACCCCACCACCCUCGCCCUCCCUCCUCCACCGUGGGGCAACCCCAAAGAACGGCGCCGACAUCUUGGCUCUGUCUCCCACCCCCCUUCGAGUUCAACCAAACGCUGAGGAGGGGAAGAGGUGAAUGGAAAGGAACACACUCCAGAACUUGAACCUCCUUCCAUCCUCCCUUCAUCACUCCUCUUUUCUGCCUUUUGUGGAGAGGAGUCAGGGCAUCUGGUGGGCAGAACAAUCCCUCCUUUUUUAAGACUUUAUUUUAAAGCACAAUUGAACUAAACUGACUGUUUUUAGCGAUAUGGCAGUGUCUGUGUGUAGAUGUGUGUAGUGAUCAAGGCCUUAGUUUGCCUCUGAGCAGGUUAUUCAGCUUUCGGUACCUUCUAAACCAUGUAUGAAUCUUAAUUAGCUUUCUAGUUUUCCUGUGAGACUCUGGAUGCUCUGGUUGAGGUAGAUGACUUUGGGAAAGGAAAUAACGUAGGUGGUUGAAGGUUUGUGGAUGUGGGCAAGAAAGGAAUAUGAUGACGCAUAGGUUUGAAGGGUUUUGGUAUGUUGGUUAAUGUCAUGAGGAGGAAGAAAGUGAAAGGGAAAAGAAGCAGAGCAUCCAGGUUUUACUGUCAAGGGCUUGUUCUGUCUGGGUCAGAAAAGCUUUAGUCUGAAGUAGACUACAUGUCAGUUAGAGAACCCUUAGUCUGGAAAAGAACGGUUUCAUCUGUGGAGAAAAUAUCAGUCAAGAGAGCUUUAGUCUAAAGUAGAAAUUUAAGUCUGGAAUUAUAGAAGCCUAAUUAUGCUUGGUUGAUAAAAACAGAGGGAGACUUGGCCUUGAAGAAUAAACUUCCCAAAUGUUAAGUCAUAAAAAUGAGAUGGUAAGCCAAAACUAUGAGAUUAAAGUACAAAUUAUGAGCUAGUUAGUCAUAAAUAAAAAGUUACAAUUAUUAUUUUUUAUGACUUUCUCAUAAUUAAAUUUUUAUCCUAUUAUCGUGAUUUUUAUUUAAUAUUUUUUACUAUUUUUAUCUCAUUAUUAUGACUUAAUUUUUCAUAUUUUUUUACUUUUUAUCUUAAAAUGAAAUAUGUAAUUUUUUAUGACUUAACAUUCAGUAUGUUGUUUUUUUUCCAUUAAGGCCAAAUCUCCCUCUUUGUUUUAUUAACUUGACAGAGUUGGGCUUCUGUAUAAAAAUCGAACGAUAUCAUCUGCAAAGAAAAUUUCAUUUGUAAAAGCUUUAGUCUAAAUUAAGACGCUGUCAUCUGCAAAGAAAAUUUCCACCAUAAGGGAUUCCUCAUGCUUUUUAUGACUUAAGAACCAGAAGAUUUUAAGUGCUAGCUGUCUUCACAGCGUACUGCCAGGCUAAUGUUGUAGUCCGACCAUGCUAUUAACAUGCCAGUAUUAAUAUCCUAAUGAUUUUACAGUAGUGAAUCAUCACACGGAUGUCUGGUGACCGUCCAUGUGCUGUGCGCCUUUUCCCCGCCCUUUUUUUUUGCAAGCGUGUUGCAUGACACGUAAAACUGCAACCCUCGCCUACAGGUCCCAGCAUGCACCUGUCAGCAGGCAGAUAGGGUCAGGCUGGAGGUAAAAUGGAACCCCAGGGAGAAGAAACAGGUCUGUGUUUCCCUUUUCAGUCCUCUUUGUGUUUGUAAUUGUUUGAGGCCUUAAGUAGGAGCCAGCACUGCUAUGAUUUGAGUUCCUGUAAAGCCAUGUUUGUAUAUAUGUUGCACUCAGUGGGAUUUGAAGGUUGCGUCACUGCUUGGUUUGAAACGUUUCAGCACAUGUAGAAGAAAAACACGACAUCCAUCCUUUUUGAGGCCAGUAGAGCUUUUAAGUUUAAACCGCAUCUAAUUUCAGUUUUUUUUAACGUAUUGUUUUGUGUUUAAAAUGUGUCUCUGGAUUUACUCAAGUACAUGCUUUGUAGCUUGUACUAAACCCCUGUGACCCUUGAACCUUAGGAGCUGCCAUGCUAUACAUUGGCCGAUCCAUCCAGACCCUCCCACUCAGCUAACGCACUUUCACUUUAUUAUUUUUACAUUAAUUUUAUUGACACCGCUGUUUGAAGUUUAUUGAUUCUAACACAAUAACAACAAAAUUUAGCUACAUGUGUGCCUCUCGUAACAGUGUCCGCUAACAUUUUGGCAUAAGAUUUUAAUAUAUGUAGCACUUUUUUUUUGUAUAUAUAUAAUGUAUGUAAUGCUUUUUUUUGCUUCAUAAGGGAAUUCAAAUCGAGCCAAACGUUUGAAUAAAUGGAAUACUUUAGUUUCCACACACGUAUGUGUGAUGCAUUUUAUGCUACUUAGCUUUGCCAUGUUCAAAAAACACAAAAACACAAAAACAGAGAAAAUCUACUCCUGUGUUUCGUUUGUUUGUAGGAUUCAACAAAAGGAAAGAAGGAACAUCCAGACUUUAAGUCAGAUAUAUUUCUUGUAGUUUUCAUGAACACUGCUUUCUAAUGAGGUUCAGGUUUCUUCUUUUUGGCUAAAAUAUACAACUUCCUGUUUAUUCUUUGUGCCUCCCUUCCAACAUCAUGAUCCUCUGUAAACUACUCAUGGCUAUUACUCAGUUGCCUCUUUUUUAAAAUAAAGCAUUGGGGAAAAAAAG
Messenger RNA from Notolabrus celidotus (New Zealand spotty), 5848 nucleotides. RefSeq names its product trafficking protein, kinesin binding 2 (gene trak2). Gene Ontology annotation, cellular component: dendrite. Gene Ontology annotation, biological process: anterograde axonal transport of mitochondrion; neurogenesis. NCBI's taxonomy places the organism in Eukaryota, Metazoa, Chordata, Actinopteri, Labriformes, Labridae. Gene Ontology annotation, molecular function: GABA receptor binding. The coding region runs from base 271 to 3375 and encodes 1034 amino acids. The transcript has 17 exons. The record is from RefSeq and is a predicted model, not a curated record.